CCCAAGAGUCAAUGUUGUUUUUGCGUAGGAACUACGCGUCCUUAGCAGCUGUUGUUCAGGGGAUUCUUUUACAGGGACACAAACCCGGAGAAGAAUCUAUUGCAGAUGACUUCAUGAACCACCUACAGUGUUUUUCCUGAUAAUAAACAGCCAUUUAGGUUCUGCCAUGGCAGACCUCAGCCGAAAGUUUGUGUCAGAGUCUGAACUCGACGAGAAACGAAAAAAAAGGCAGGAAGAAUGGGAGAAAGUCCGCAAGCCGGAUGACCCAGAGGAGGCGCCAGAGGAAGAAUAUGACCCUCGAUCUCUGUUUGAAAGGCUACAAGAGCAGAAGGACAAAAAGCAGGAAGAAUAUGAGGAGCAGUUCAAAUUCAAGAACAUGGUUAAAGGCUUGGAUGAAGACGAAACCAGUUUUCUUGAUGAGGUGUCGCGGAAGCAGUCUCUAAUAGAGAAACACAGACGGGAGGAGGACGCUCAGGAGAUAAAAGAAUACAGAAGCGCUCUGCAGAAGCUGGCAGCCACCGAUAGCCAGAAGAAGGAGUCGGAGAAAAAAGCAGGACCCAAACCUUCAGAGCACAGGACCAGUCACCUGUCUCAAGCCCACCUGCUUGCUGGAGCAGUCAAACGACGCAGCUCAUCUCAGUCCUCAGAAGGGAGUAAAAAGCAGAAAACAGAGGAGAGCGUAACAGGCAACGGCAGUCAGACAGAGCAGACGAGGGAAGACCCCAAAUCCCCCGGCACUGGUGCGAACCGCUCCGGCGUCCUCCACCUGCCCUCGGCCGCCGUGUGUGUGGGGAUCCUCCCAGGGCUCGGCGCAUACUCGGGCAGCAGCGACUCAGAGUCCAGCAGCGACCUCGAAGGUAGCGUGGACGAGAUUGGCUCUUCCAUAAAGCGCCACAGGCUCUUCAGAUAAACACACACACACACACACAGAUCACACUCACUUACUCACUAUCUCUCCCUCACCUUCUGAGCGGCGCGGAGCACAAAUCAUUAGCUAAAGCCAUUUAGCCGUAGGUAUUAUUUCAGUUUGGAGUUAAGUCUGUGUUUGGUUAUUUGCUUGAUGUUUAUUAAAGGCUGUAAUGUUAACUUCUAUUGUGGUUGUUGAUGUCUUGUGCUCUCAAAACAUGACACUUCCCCCAUCCUCCUCCAUAUUACAUUCCAUACAGUUUAACCCCCCGGCAGCUUAACCUGGUGACGCACCUUCCCAUCUACCCUUGCGGUUUCUGCAGAGCUCUAGUGGUCAACGGGACACUGACUGACAGCUGCGGAUCAAGAAGACAUGAAACAUUUAGUCCGAAUCCAUCACAGGACAAAGCAGACAUGUUGAAAUGGCUUGGUUUGAAUUUUUGCGUUUCUUUCUUGUUUAUGUUUUUAAGACGAAAUGCUGCAAUGCUAAGAAUGCUGGAUUUUUCAUGAACUCUGCUCUUUAAGGGCACCAAACCUUGUGUUUGUUUGCUGGAAAAUAACCAGUGAUGACAGAAUGGACAAUAAAAGUGUUUCUCUUGUG
Messenger RNA from Danio rerio (zebrafish), 1507 nucleotides. NCBI's taxonomy places the organism in Eukaryota, Metazoa, Chordata, Actinopteri, Cypriniformes, Danionidae. The record is from RefSeq and is a predicted model, not a curated record.